Stegodyphus dumicola is the source of this 399-nucleotide messenger RNA. RefSeq names its product inositol polyphosphate-5-phosphatase A pseudogene. Lineage: Eukaryota; Metazoa; Arthropoda; Arachnida; Araneae; Eresidae. The record is from RefSeq and is a predicted model, not a curated record.
AUGGGGCAUGUUGAAGAAUUCUUAAGAGCUCUCGUAACCAGUGAACAGCUGUGUCCUUUUGGUCAGUUAAGGAUAUUUCUUGAUGAAGAUAUCAGAUGUCCAGAAAAAUAUACAGCACUUCGAAGUUUAUAUUUUAUACAUAACAACUCAAAGAAUGUUCAAAUAUGGGACUUGCAUGGCCACAAAUACUUACCUUUGACAGGGAAAGAAGUUUAUAUUGGAAGUAUUGAGCAUUUUGGAACGAAAGAAAAAUUAAAAUUUCCCACAGAGAUAUUUCUUGAGAGUGAAGGAUUCAUGAGAACACGCUGGAGUAUUGGUCAUACAAUCUUUGAUCUAGUCAAUAUACAUCUUUUUCAUGACGCAUCAAAUUUCAUAGCCAUGGAAGAUGUUUUCUACUGA